Messenger RNA from Schistosoma rodhaini, 2264 nucleotides. Lineage: Eukaryota; Metazoa; Platyhelminthes; Trematoda; Strigeidida; Schistosomatidae. The record is from the annotation of a GenBank genome assembly.
AUGAUUAAAAAAGAUAAACCAGAAAAUUUUGAUCAACAUUCAUUAAAUGUUAAUAAUGUUAAUAAUGAUCAGAGGAACCAUGGAAACUAUUUGUAUAAAACUAUUAAUUGUUUAGUGGAUCGACAUCAUGGAUGGUAUACUGAAAUGAUUCCUAUAGAUAAACAAUAUUAUUCUUAUUAUAAAAAACAUCCAUGUGAUUAUAUUGUACAAACGAAUUACAUAACAAAUAAAAUCAAUGAAUCAAUCAAUAAAUCAAUGAAAGAUAAUGAAAAGAAUCUAAUUGAAAAAUCAAAACUAUUAUCAUUUAUUAAUUUAUCAAAUCAUAAAAUGUUAAAAACAUAUAAAACUGAAAAAUUUCGUAUCAAUUUAAUCUUAAGAUUACGUAGUAUCUGGUCACGUUCAUCAUUGAAAUCUCAACAAAUUGAAUCGAAACAUAUUCACAAAUCAUUUACAAAUCAUCAUCAACACCAACGUCAACAGUAUCAACAGCAUCAUCGUCAUCGUUGUCGACAUCAUCAUGAUCAUCGUGAUCAUCAUCAUCAUCAUCAUCCACAUGAACAUUAUCAAUAUCAACAAUUAGAUAAAAAAGAUAAUAAUAAUCAAUUGAUAAACCCCCAUAAUAAUAAUAAUAAUACUCAAUCUAUCAGUGAUACAUUGAAUAAUUCUAUUAAAUUAAAAACUGUACAAACAAGACAUACUACUGAAUUAUCAAAUCAAUCUAAUAAUAAUAAUAAUAAUAAUAAUAAUAUACAAAUAUUGUUGUCAAGGCAAUAUCAUUCUGAAAGUUGUCUAUUAUAUCCAUAUAAUAUGCAUAAUCAUAUUCAUAAUUGUUUACAUAUUCAUUAUCAUUUAAAUGUAUGUUCUAAAUCAAUAAAUAAACAAAUAAAUAAUAAUAAUAAUCAUAAUAAUAUAAAAAAAUUAUCCCAUCAAUUAUCGAAUAUAAAAUUACAAUCAUCUUAUAUGAAACAUUCUUUAACAACUAAUAAUAUAUGUUGUUUAUAUACAUUAAAUUGUGUACCAUCACUUGAAUGUAUAACACAACCAAUAUCAACAUCAAAAUCAAUACCAGUUACAUCAACAUCAACAGCAUCGUCGUCACCAUCCACAGCAUCCACAGCAGCAUCGUCGUCAUCAUCAUCAUAUGGACAACAACAAUUUAAUCAAUCAGAUUAUAAAUGUUCCAAUUUACCAACUACAUCAAUUAUGUUAAAUAGAAGAAAUAAAAAAUGCAAAUUAAUAUCACCAUUUGAAAAACUUAAAUAUCAUUCAUUCUAUCGUGAUACACAAUGUAAUUUAGGUAAAUGGAUACAACAAACAUUAACAUGUAAUGAUAUGAAUAAAAAAUAUUUAGAUAAUAAUAAAGAUCAAGAUAAUACUAAUACUACUAAUAAUACUACUUAUAAUGACAAUAAUUAUGAGAAUGAAUUGGACAAUGAUAGUAUGAAUAAGAAUCAUUCUAAUAAUCAGUUUACGGAUAUAACAAACUAUUUAAAUUAUGGUAGACUAUCAGAUACUUUUAAACAUGUACAUUUUGCUGAUGAAUCUACAUAUUCAUCAUUAACAACAUUAAAUUCAUUAUCAAGAUCAUCAUCAUUAUGUUCAUCAAAUUAUACAAAUAGUUCAUUAUCACCUCAAACAUCUUAUACAAUGAAUUUAAAUGAUUCUCCUGAAAUGAAUGAUAAUGAUGAUAAGAAUAUAGUUAAACAAUCUAUUUCUAAAGAUAUUCUAUUUAAUCAUUUAGAAUAUCCAAAGAAAUUUUUAUUGAAACGUACUAUAUCUAGUCCUAAAAUGAAUUCAAAUAAAACUAAUACACCAUUUGUAACAGUAAAUUUAUUUCAUAAUGAUAUAGAUCUAUUAGAAACACCAUUACGUGUAGUCAAUCGAUUGGAAACAGAACAAAAAUGGGUACCAACAUUUCCCAACCCUAAUCAAUGUAUUAAUUUUAAUCAACGUCUUAUAGAACAAAAAGUUUGUCUAUCCCAAUUCACUUCACAAAAUUUAUAUUCUUUCAAUGUUCAAGUGAAAACUAUACAUAAUAUACAAAUUAAUCAUUUCGAUUAUAAAAAAGAAGUUAAACUACGUUAUACAUUAGAUCAUUGGAGAACAUAUACCGAAUCAUUAUCAUUAACAUGUUUAGAUGAAUUAACUUAUUUAUCUAUAUAUAAUAUCAAUCAUUGUAUAGAAAUAAAUGAAGGUGAAAUUAUUUUAUCAACAAUUCCCUUAGAUACUAAAUUUUUACAAUUAGAAUUUGCUAUUGUUUAUAA